AGCCUCAAAGAUCCAAAACACACAUUCACUUUCAUUCAGUGAGUGUGUUGUGUGUUGUGUGUUUGUGUGUGUUUUCCUUUUCAGGCACAAAAGCCUUACCUCCACACAUCUAUUAUAUCUAUAUCUUCAUGUUUUCUUAGAAAGAAACAAUGAAUACGAAGCUUCUUCUUAUGCUUCUCAUGCUCCUCCUUAUUCUCCCCAAACCCUUUUGGAUUCUUGCAUCAUCAUACCCUCUUGCUCCCUCACCUCAAUUUCCACCCUUUUCCACUUCAAUGUCUGCUUCCUCUCCAGGAAUUGUGAUGGGGGGUGAACAGCAACAAAUGGAUUCACACAAGAAAAUGGUAACUGCCAUUGCCGUAACCAGCACUUCACUUGGUGCAGUCAUUUUGUGUGUGUUGUGUGUCUGGAUUUACUACUGCAAGUACCCUUCAAAACCCAACACCAAAAAGGGUCAAAGAUCAGAUGCUGAGAAAGGGCUAGGUUCAGCACCACUUUUGAGUAAAUUCAGCUCUAUAAAGCUGGUUGGUAAGAAAGGAUUUUGUCCAGUAAUUGAUUAUAAGCAAAUAGAAAAAGCCACGGGCAAUUUCAAGGAAAUUAACAUCUUGGGUGAGGGUGGUUUUGGAUGUGUUUACAAGGCUCAUUUGGAUGAUAAUUUGGAUGUUGCCGUUAAGAAAUUGCACUGUGAAAAUCAACAUGCAGAGCAAGAAUAUGAGAACGAGGUGGAUUUGUUAAGUAAAAUUCAACAUCCAAAUGUAAUUUCUCUACUGGGUUGUAGCAGUAAUGAUGAUACGAGAAUUAUUGUCUAUGAAUUGAUGCAUAAUGGAUCAUUGGAAACUCAAUUACAUGGACCUUCUCAUGGCUUAGCAUUGACUUGGCAUUUGAGGAUGAAGAUUGCUCUUGACACAGCAAGGGGAUUAAAAUAUCUGCAUGAGCACUGUUAUCCUGCGGUGAUCCAUAGAGAUCUGAAAUCUUCUAAUAUUCUUUUAGAUACAAAGUUCAAUGCCAAGCUUUCUGAUUUUGGUCUUGCCAUAACAAAUGGGUCCCAAGAUAAGAAUAACAUCAAGCUUUCAGGCACGUUGGGGUACGUAGCCCCGGAGUAUCUUUUAGAUGGUAAAUUGACUGAUAAAAGUGAUGUGUAUGCUUUUGGAGUCGUGCUUCUGGAGCUUCUAUUGGGAAAGAAGCCUGUGGAAAAACUAGCACCAGCUCAAUGCCAAUCUAUUGUCACAUGGGCCAUGCCACAGCUCACAGACAGAUCUAAGCUUCCAAACAUUGUGGAUCCUGUAAUUAAGAAUACAAUGGACCUCAAGCACUUAUACCAGGUUGCUGCUGUGGCCGUUCUAUGCGUGCAACCAGAGCCAAGUUACCGUCCAUUGAUUGCAGAUGUUCUCCACUCACUCAUCCCUCUUGUGCCUGUAGAGCUUGGAGGAACACUCAGAGUUCCACAACAGUCACAGCAAGUCUUACCCGUUGACUCACCUGUGGAUCCUAGUCAACAAUCAGUUUGAGACAACAUCACGCUGUGAGAAUCCAUGCAGGACAUGUUUUUGUGAUGCUAAACCGAACUAGUGAGGCUUUACCAGGGCUCCAAAUUAUACUGUAAUAAACGCACGCAGCCCUGGAGUGAUUGAGAGGACUUAGAAACAGAGAAUUUGAGGACAGAGUAGGCAUAAGUGGUGUAGAGGACCAUUGGAUUGUUAAUGAUAAAUGCGAGGAAAUUGAUUUCACUAUUGUGUAUAGAGUGGUGAUAUUGUGGAACAUUGAAUUGUU
Molecule: messenger RNA, 1767 nt
Organism: Cajanus cajan (pigeon pea)
Lineage: Eukaryota; Viridiplantae; Streptophyta; Magnoliopsida; Fabales; Fabaceae
Product: putative receptor-like protein kinase At1g80640
Biological process (GO): protein phosphorylation
Molecular function (GO): ATP binding; protein kinase activity
Source: RefSeq, a predicted model, not a curated record